Molecule: messenger RNA, 805 nt
Organism: Lacerta agilis (Sand lizard)
Lineage: Eukaryota; Metazoa; Chordata; Lepidosauria; Squamata; Lacertidae
Gene: GAL
Product: galanin and GMAP prepropeptide
Exons: 8
Coding region: 210-632 (140 amino acids)
Cellular component (GO): extracellular region
Molecular function (GO): hormone activity
Source: RefSeq, a predicted model, not a curated record
UACUCCUCCAACAGGAGCAAAAAACUUGUGUGAAUUUGCCCGAGGGAGCCGGGCAGGAGGAGGCCGCCAGGCUACCUAAACAGACCUCUUUCCACGGUGGCGAAGCCGAGCGUAAUGAAAGGAGAUCAGCCAGCAGCCCUGGGGACCACUGUGCUACCGAUAGCCAGGAUCCAACUCGACACACAUCGGACACCACUUUGCACGGCAAGAUGCAGAGGUGUACCUGUCUCCUGUUUGCCUCCUUGAUCUUCUGCGCUGCUGUCUCAGAGACUUUCGGACUGGUGUUAUCCGCUAAAGAGAAAAGGGGAUGGACUAUGAAUAGUGCUGGUUAUCUGCUUGGUCCACGUCGUAUUGAUCGGCUCCUCAAGGAAAUGCCCCGUGCAAGGGGGAGAGAAGAGCCACCGGGGGAAUAUGCAAUUGACAGAGUUUUUAAUGACAAGCCUGGUCUAGCUGGUAAACGUGACAUACAGCUUGAAGGAAAUACAAAAGCAGGCAUUUUUGGAAGACCACUGACUGAUGACAAUGUUAUGCGUAUAGUAAUUGAAUUUUUGACAUACUUACACCUUAAAGAAGCUGGGGUUCUUGAUGACAUACCUACAACAGUUUCUUCAGAAGAAAUAAAUCAGUCUUGAAAGAGAACGUAUUUAUACUCUGCGUUAUAAAUUCCCAACAUGUAAUCAAAACUUUGAACAAAAUAUGGCAUUGUAUCCACUUUGUACAUUCUUCCUCAUUGUCAACUUCUUUUUGUCUUUUCUUUCUUUGGUGAUGUUUCAUUGUAAAAAAAAAACAACCAUUGAUAAAAAAU